CUACAGUCGAGUGACUUCGUUCUAUUCGUCAUGGCGUCUAAUGGUAUUCCUGAUGGUAAUGGUCCGCGUCCACCUGUUCGUGAGUGUUACAACUGCGGUCAAUUAGGUCAUAUUUCGCAUUUUUGUCCUUAUCCACGUGCUAACAAUGGUCAACGGCUUAGCAAUGCGUUAGUACCUGCGCAGCCUAUUGCCACGUAUCCGCCUGCACCAGCGUCUAAUGUCGGCACGUCUGCCCCGUAUUAUCCGAAUCAAUAUUACGGAGGUGGUGUAGGGUUGGGUAAGCGUGUUGGCACUUUGGAGGCGAUUGUUACACGGAUCAACAACAAGCAGCAAACUGAUGAAGCAAGAGAACGGGCGGAACGCGAGGAAGAAGAAAAUAAGAAACGAGAAAGAGAGGAGGAAGCAAGAAGAGAACAGGAAAAGAAGAAUCGAGAGGAGUUCCAGCAGGCUAUGCGGCAGGAGUUAAUUACGAAGUUGGAUGUUGUACGGGAGGCAGUUGACGGCAAGAAAUCAGCUGAAUCGGAAGAGAUGGCCAAAUUGAGGAAUCAGAUCGAAAAGUUGUGUAAACAGAAGGAACCAGUAGUGGAGAAGAAGAAAAAAGAGGAUGCAGACGAGUUGUGGCGAAUGAAACAGCGGAUGGACGAGAUUCAGAAGGGUCGUAAUGGGUCCAGUACCUCAACUACCGUUAAUCAACUUGCGAAGGAUUCGGAGGAGAUUGUUCGACUGAGAUGUGAACAAGAAAUGGCGAAGACUACUAUGGAGAAGCGUUUGGCCGCAAUGAAAGAGGUAAUUGUGGCUCUUCAGAAACAGUGUGAGGUGGCUGAAGCCAACGCUGAAGUGUGGAGGUGUGAAGCGUUGCGACCAGGCAACAAGCGAGGGGCGGUGGUUGUCGGGUCGACCCCUGCGUCUGAAGCUCGAGUUCGCCCGCGAACAACUCCCUUGCAAACACCAUGUCCUGCCGGGAGAGUGAAUCAGCAACUUAAGGAAGUUGUCGAUCGCAAUAAGCAAGAGGUGGAGCUGUUGAGAGAGAUGAGACUGAAGGAAGUGAAUGCAAGAAAAGAAUCUGAGAAAGAAGUAGAGCGACUUAAGGAAGAAAUGGCACGUCUUCGAACAGGUCAGAAACGAGGAACGAACUUGCGAAAGAAAAUGGAUGCCGUGGCAGGAGCUUCUGGUUCUAAAACCAAAGUGGCAGCGGCGUCGCCCGUUAUUCUGGUCAGCCAAAGAGAAGCUGCACUCAAAGCAGCUAGGCGCGAGCUCCGCAACUUGAAGAAGGAUGCUGUUGUCGGCCUUUGUGAAGACGAGGGAGUUCCGUAUACUAUUUUGGAUGCUUCAAAGGAAGCGUUGGCGCAGGCUCGAGCAGAUAAGGCCGUAGCUGAGGAAGAAUCAAGUCGAGAUUUAGGUAAGCCGGACACGGUUGUGGAGGUUACCGAUGGGGAGGAAAAACUCAGUAAGGAUGGGGCGUGUGAUUCUGCUGAAUCAUAGGAUCUCUCCCCGACGCGGCUUGGCUUUGGAAACUGGUCGUUUCUUGUCAACGAUUACGUUUGAAGAAUAGCUCGUGGUUGAGAUGCAAGGCGGUCAAUUAUUUGAUGAGUUUUUUGGUGUGCUGUUUGAUUUUUCUUGGGCUGAUUCCAUGGGGAGGCAAGUUGUUUAGUUCUAUUGCGGAUGUAUGGUCGACGUCUCGACAAUGUAGGAUUGAUGCGUGGGAUGGGCCGGUGGUUUAUGCACUUGUGUCGCCUUGGUACAAACACGUGUAUGUUGGCAGUACGAGCAUGGAUUUGCAUAGCCGUUGGAGGGAGCAUGUGUAUAGAAGCAGUAAUAAACAGGCAAUUGAGAA
Molecule: messenger RNA, 1834 nt
Organism: Chara braunii
Lineage: Eukaryota; Viridiplantae; Streptophyta; Charophyceae; Charales; Characeae
Source: the annotation of a GenBank genome assembly